Linum tenue is the source of this 565-nucleotide messenger RNA. The record is from the annotation of a GenBank genome assembly. Lineage: Eukaryota; Viridiplantae; Streptophyta; Magnoliopsida; Malpighiales; Linaceae.
GGCGAUUUUGAUUUGCUUUUUGCUCUGGUUUCUUGUUCGGCUUGGCUGGCUGUUCGAAGAAGAAAGGAGGGAGAGGAAGGCGAUAACAAUGGAGAAGUACUUUGGAAAUGCGUAUCGGGGCGACCCCGGAGUGCCGCACGCGGACCCGGACAGGUUCUUCAACAUAUGGAUUGGGUCGGCUGCUUUCUCUGCUCUCACCUGGGUCAAUCCCUACAUGUGGCAUCUCACUAACCAGUUCAACAGUUGGCACGACAAGGCAUUCUUAUUUGAGCAGUAUCACUGGAAGAAAGCUAGGGCCAAGAAUCAGCCCUACAAAUUUAAGUGGAACGAGUACAUGGACAAGGACCACCGAGAUUCGUAUUAUUACAACUGGCCGUACUACUUCCCUUAGGCUCUGCCUCUCUUGUUUCGAUCAUUGUGGCGAAUGGACAAUUGGGGUUGUAGCUAGUAGAUGCAGCCUUCGUUUUGCGAUGCUUGUUAUUGUGAAUUUGAACACCUUGAAUAUAGUAGCUUCCUAGCUGGAGCUUUACUCUUUCGUCCAUUGUUCAUCGCUCAUCAUAAACUU